Megalobrama amblycephala (Wuchang bream) is the source of this 1598-nucleotide messenger RNA. RefSeq names its product trace amine-associated receptor 13c-like. The transcript has a single exon. Gene Ontology annotation, molecular function: trace-amine receptor activity. Gene Ontology annotation, cellular component: membrane. Lineage: Eukaryota; Metazoa; Chordata; Actinopteri; Cypriniformes; Xenocyprididae. The coding region runs from base 136 to 1161 and encodes 341 amino acids. Gene Ontology annotation, biological process: G protein-coupled receptor signaling pathway. The record is from RefSeq and is a predicted model, not a curated record.
UUUGAAUGAGUGCUUGAUUGUCAUUUGCUGCCCUGUGAUGAUGUGGGAGGGUCAGAGAAGAGCAUGAGUAUUUAAAUGCCUAACUAAACUAAUAAAUCACCAUUUUAUAGGUUCUUGUUUUCUGAGACAGGCAGGAUGGAUUUAUCAUUGCAAAAAUAUGAUCUCACUGAGUUUUGUUUUCCUGUAGUGAACAACUCUUGUCUUAAAGGCACACAUCUUGUUUCCACUCAGACUGUGUUGUAUCUCAUAUUGGUGUCGGCGAUGAUUGUGACUAUUCUAGGAAAUUUGGUGGUCAUUAUCUCCAUAGCGCACUUCAAACAGCUCCAGACUCCCACUAACAUCCUGGUGAUGUCUCUGGCUCUUGCGGAUCUGCUGCUUGGACUGGUGGUCAUGCCUUUCAGUAUGAUCCGUUCUGUCGAUGGCUGCUGGUACUAUGGAGAUGCCUUCUGUUUGCUUCACUCCAGUUUUGACUUAUUUCUUACAUCUGUGUCUAUUUUUCAUCUCAUUUUUAUUGCCAUUGAUCGACAUCAGGCUGUGUGUUAUCCGCUUCAGUACCCUACGAGAAUAACCAUACCUAUUGCAUGGGUCAUGGUGCUGAUAAGUUGGAGCAUGGCUGCUUUAUAUUCAUAUGGAUUAGUGUACUCAAAAUCUAAUGUGGAAGGACUGGAGGAAUUUAUUGAAUCCAUGUACUGUAUGGGAAGUUGCACUCUGCUUUUCAAUGCAUUGUGGUCUGUUUUGGACACGUUACUAACUUUUUUAUUGCCUUGUUCUGUCAUGAUUGGACUGUAUGCAAGAAUUUUUGUAAUUGCAAGAAAGCACAUUAGAACAAUUGGUGAUGCAAAUCAGCAUGAAAAUGAGAGCACAUUUAAGAGCUCUCGACGAUCUGAGCGCAAAGCAGCAAAAACUCUUGGUGUGGUUGUGGGAGCCUUUAUUAUUUGCUGGCUGCCGUUUUUUAUUAACUCUAUGAUUGAUCCCUACAUCAACUUUGCUACCCCAGUUGCUCUUUUUGAAGCAUUUGUCUGGUUAGGUUACAUUAACUCAACCAUAAACCCCAUCAUAUAUGGCCUUUUCUAUCCAUGGUUUCGAAAAACCCCUUCUCUCAUUAUAACAAUGAGAAUAUUUGAACCAAACUCAUCAGAUAUCGGUGUUUUCACUGUUUGACCUCUUUUUCAUGUCAUUUAAAUAUGGUGCUUUACUCUUGCACAUUGUUUUGCACUAGCACAUGCUUUCUUACUGAAAUGAUUUUUGCACUGUGCAUAUAUAAUAAACAGUGUAAAAAAUGUUGGAAUAUGGUUACACAUUUUUCUCCAUAUAUAAACUGCAAAACACUGCAUACAGAAAAAAUGGAUUAAACAAACACUUUAAAUAUUGUGCACUCUGUAACAGCACAGACACAAGUGGUAUGAUGUGAUCCCCAUUUAAUUUGUAUAAGAUGAAAGGGUGAUCUAAAUCAUAAAUAUUACUACAUUGGCAAAGAUAAGUCAGUCAGUCCGACUACUGGCCUGUAUCACAACAAACAAAAGCAGUUCAACUGGUUAGAUGAAUGUGUCACAAGUGGAUAUAGGCCCACAUGGCCACAUGAAGUGAAAACAUAUAAA